Molecule: messenger RNA, 1885 nt
Organism: Daucus carota subsp. sativus
Lineage: Eukaryota; Viridiplantae; Streptophyta; Magnoliopsida; Apiales; Apiaceae
Exons: 10
Coding region: 122-1672 (516 amino acids)
Biological process (GO): protein ubiquitination; positive regulation of protein catabolic process
Molecular function (GO): protein binding
Source: RefSeq, a predicted model, not a curated record
ACGUGUAACAUAACAGUAAUAAUAAUUUUCAAAGGGGAGCUUGUGAGUUGAAAUAUUAGGCAACACAAACACACUCCUGAACCCAAUUACACAAUAGAAAGCGCUAUCAAGAACCCUGAUAAUGGGAAGGCGGAGUCGAUUUGUUUAUGAAGACGAGGACGACGAUGAUGAUAGGAGGAUGCAGUGUUGUGGUAACCGCGAGAAGAACUUAUGUAUUGAGGACUGGAGUUCUUUUCCAUCAAAAGAGUUGUGUCCCAUCCGGAAUAUCAUUGAGAAUGAUGAUGCUGAUGCUUUUGAUUCAUUUCUGAGGAAGUCAAAGAUCGUGUAUCAUAAUGAUGACGAGAUGUUGAAAUAUUCUAGUUUUGAAAUGUGCCCCUAUGGUAUUCUUGGUAAGAUGUGUCAUCAUCGUGCCGUCAAAUGUGCAACAAAGUUGCUUUCUCCCAGACGCAAGCUGGGUUCGCUAAUGAAGCUUAACAUUGUAAAUUGUUACGGAAGUUACCCCCUCCAUGAUGCAUCCCUUUCCUUGUCUCCUAGUAUGAUCCGGUUAUUUCUUAACCGUGGAGCUGAUCCUAAUGUUCGAUCCGUGGAUGCUGCACGUAUUUCUCCAAUGGAGUUUGCUGUUGAAAGUUUAAGCUGCGAUACAAAUCUGAUUAACUGGAGUCCAAAGAAAUCUGUUUACAAGUUAUUCAUCACACUGUGCCUCCCUCAAAUGAGAGAGGCACUCGAGACUAUUGACUUGCUUGUUGGGGUCUCAGAUUCCACUACCGUCAUAUCCGAUACAAUCUUCAGUGCUGUUAAAAGGGGACAAGUUGUUCCGGUGGCUAUUCUAUUGCUAUUGGCCCGAGACAGAGUUAUGCAGAGCUUUUACCAAUGUAAUAAGGUCACUAGUGGACGCAACUUGCAGUUUCCUGAAGCCAUCUUGAAUGAGCUUGGGAUGCUAAUUAAUCAGGAGUAUGCUUUAGUUGGCAGCAAAGAGCACGCGAAGAUUUUACAGUUGUGUCGGGGGAAAAAAGAGUUAAUGAUAUACUGUCUUCAAAUGAUUGAAAUCGUUAACAGGGUUGGGCCUGCUUUGAAAUCUUAUUUAGAAUAUCGGAUAUCUGAUGUGACAAAUGAACAGGUUUCCUCGGAUGUUGCAGAGUUGCUUGAAGGAGCUGGAUUCGGCUUGAGCACCAAUGAUCGCGAUAUAAGCGAUAUAAUGAGUUCACCCAAGCCUGACCUGAUGCCUUUCGACUCUACGCUUAAGCAACAAGAAUAUGAUGAAGAAGAGGAUCGCCAAGGAAUUUUCUUCAAGCCAUGUCGUGAACAACUCUGUAGAUGUAAUAUGAGAAGUCCAUCAUGCAUCACUAGCAAUAUGUUUCAGAGGAUAGUGGGCCCAAGCUUCUUAUACAAUCAGCAUCGUGGAUUUUCGUCCCGUGUUGGUCCAUCUAUUCAUCAACCUCUUUGGACAAUCCCUCGGAGCGAUGUCUGCUUCUUACCACGUUCAUGCAAUGCUUUAGAAGAGAAAGGACCUAAAAAACAAGCCGAGGAGAAAUGUUUAACUCCAAGAUUGAGUUUGCCUUGUUGUCUUGCAGCUGCUUUUCUUUCUCAUUCCCUCAGCGAGGUGUUUGAGCAUCUGGAUGUCAAAAAGAUAUCAUUCACUAUUUUUUCUGCUGUCAAGAAAGGGAAGGCAUAGAUGGUUCGUAUAACCUCCAAGCUCUAUAUGUGUUCCAUGUAUUUUGAUCAAGUCGUGGAGUAGCUCUAUAUGUGUUCCAUGUAUUUUGAUCAAGUCGUGGAGUAAGACUCGAUGAAUUGAAUUCUAUUGUGAAGACAUCUAAGCUGUAGACUGCUUGUGGUUUUACAACAACGUUGUUAUUUAUUUGAGGAAAAUCUGUUUAACACGUGCAAA